AGUGGUAACAUUAUUGUUCUUAAGGAACUAUAUUGUUGUGUGUUGGAAGAUAGUCGUCAGCUACCACGGAUGUUAUCGGUAUUAGAACGAAUGAGUAACAUACGACAGCUGCGUGAGAAUGCGAUGAGGACAUUGAAUCGUCAUCCAUCGGUGGUUCUUGACUGUGGUGUUUAUUGUGCUAACGCACCUGCACCGAACACUGUGCUCCCGUUCGAUACAUGUAAUCAAGUGAUUUGUCUUUCGGAUACGAGUUUUAUCACGAUGAACAUUCGACUCGAUAAGACUGCUGCAGAGAUCUGUGAUUUAGCCAAGGUGAAAGUGCGUUACGGAGGACCGAAUGAACAUUUCAAACUGGUUGAAGUUAAGAGCAAUGGAGAACGUGUUGUAUUUUCACCAACUGAUGUAAGUGUCCCAACAAUGCUCUCACUGAAUGGUCGACUAUACAUUGCUUAUGCGGAUGAAAUUGACUCAUUGAGUCCGUUGUUGCAACAAGACGGUCCAGUUGAAAGUGUACAUUCGUCAAUGAUCGAAUUGCUGAGCAGUGCUGAUAUUGCACAACAGCUAUCAAUUUUCCACAUGCAGUUGUUUGAGGCGACCGAUGAAAUAGAACUCAUCACUCAGGUGUUUGGUCGAGACCAAUUCCCCGGUCGAAUCCCUUCUAAUCUUGAUCUGUUAAUGCGACGAUUCAAUGAGGUACAAUUUUGGACAACCACCGAGGUUUUGCUGGCGCAUGGAGCAUCGAAACGAGUCGCUAUGCUAAAGAAAUUCAUCAAAAUUGCUGCACAGUUAGUGAUGAAGCUGAAUUUUGUUAUGUGA
Anisakis simplex (herring worm) is the source of this 816-nucleotide messenger RNA. NCBI's taxonomy places the organism in Eukaryota, Metazoa, Nematoda, Chromadorea, Rhabditida, Anisakidae. The record is from the annotation of a GenBank genome assembly.